Candidula unifasciata is the source of this 193-nucleotide messenger RNA. The record is from the annotation of a GenBank genome assembly. Lineage: Eukaryota; Metazoa; Mollusca; Gastropoda; Stylommatophora; Geomitridae.
CUGAGAGUUGCCUUUUUCCUGGCGCUGAUGGUCCAUUCUGGACUUGCACGCUGCAGUAGAGAUCGUGUGUGUUUAGACUUCCAGGAAAGCGAUCUAGCUUUGUCUUACGCCGAGGAUCUGUGCAGAAUGCACGCUGAUGUUCUUGUCAAGCUGGAAAACCCAGAGUCACUGGACUUUACACAAGCGCAAAAAA